This is a messenger RNA of Alosa alosa (allis shad), 3219 nucleotides long. RefSeq names its product leucine rich repeat containing 38a (gene lrrc38a). The coding region runs from base 1 to 882 and encodes 293 amino acids. NCBI's taxonomy places the organism in Eukaryota, Metazoa, Chordata, Actinopteri, Clupeiformes, Clupeidae. The transcript is spliced from 2 exons. Gene Ontology annotation, cellular component: voltage-gated potassium channel complex. The record is from RefSeq and is a predicted model, not a curated record. Gene Ontology annotation, molecular function: voltage-gated potassium channel activity; potassium channel activator activity; transmembrane transporter binding.
AUGUUGUCAUGUGUCCACUGGCUGCAGCCUCUCCUUGCCUUGCUCUCCUCCUUGCUCGCCUUGGUGUCUUGUGGUAAUAGCUGCCCACCCAGCUGCCUCUGCCCGGACCACCAUACCGUGGACUGCACGGGCCAAGGACUGACCCGCCUGCCCGAGUCCAUCCCGCUGGACGUCCGACGGCUGCUGCUCUCGGACAACUGGAUCCCCUGGAUCCCCUCGGACUUCCUGGUGCUCUACAGCGACCUGGUCUACCUGGACCUGCGGAACAACUCCCUCUCCCGGGUAGAGCCGGGGACGCUGAGCACCUCGUCCCGCCUCGUCUUCCUGGACCUGGGCAGCAACAACCUGACGGAGAUCCCCUCGGGGACCUUCCGGGACUCGCGCAGCCUCAUCAAGCUGCGUCUGGGGAACAACCCGUACCUGAGCGCGGUCAGCGCGGACGCCUUCUCGGGCCUGACCUCGCUGCGGGAGCUGGAGCUGGAGAGGAACGCGCUGUCGGGGCUGGACGUCGAGGUGCUGAGCCAGCUGCCGUCCCUGCGGGCGCUCCGCCUGGAGGGCAACCCCUGGGUGUGCAAUUGCAACUUUGCCAAACUCUUCCUAUGGCUCAUGGAGAACCAGCACAAGCUCCCAACUGGCCUGGAGGGGAUGGAGUGCUCCUUACCGGUGGAUGGGCGCCAGGUGCCUCUCAGCAUGCUCUCGGAGGACAGCUUCCGGGAGUGCCGCGGAAUCCUCACCGUCACAGACUAUCUCAUCGUCAUCUUCUCCGGGAUUUGUGUCUCGGUGGCGGCCAUCAUGGCCAGCUUCUUCCUGGCCUGCACUGUCCACUGCUUCCAGCGUUGGAUCAAGUUCACCAAGUCAGACAAGGUAGACGUGGAGGAGUGAGGAGAGGGAGAGAGAGAUUGAGAGAGAGAGAAGGAGAACUGAAGACAAUCCACACUUUGAUCUUACCCCAACAAACACUCGGCUACCCAUGCUGCACCUCUGCUUGGAGGCUCACAGUGAGGCGGGCUGGAAAAAAGGUCCGAAACAUGAACACCACAUACUUCCCAUGCUGCUUGUCUACGUCCAAGGUCAAAUUAUCCAAUAGUAAAGGUAAUUUAACGUGAGACUCUACAGACUGUAUGAAUGAAAGUUUGACUGAUGCAAAAAAGUUUUAAGGGUCUGACGGCUAGACUGACGAUCCACUCAUUUGAACCAAGCCUUAAGACUAAAACUGUUUGAAACACGGAGCAUUUGGAGUCCCUAUCUUUCGCACAAUCAGAGAGCGAAGCACGUGAAUACUGAUGAGGGAGAUCAGAUGUAUUCAAUGUCAUAGAGGUUUUCCAAAUUCCGCCACAAGCACUUUACAAUACAUGCACAAGAUACAACAGACGACAGAAGUCCCUGACACGGUUACACCACCAAAGAUAGCAUCUACUGUAGUAGGCUAACAGCUGACAUUACUACUUAUCUCCAUACAAUUAGAGGCCAAUUCUUUGAUAGCUCUAGUUCUAAUCUGAUGUACGCAAUGACUGUAAAAAAAAUCUGUGGACAGCAUAGGCCUAUGCUCAGUCAAAUGUGGAAACACCUGAAGGAACUAAAAUAAGGUGACCAAAUAAGGUCAAGUCUGGUUCCUAUAUGUACUGGUGCAAAAAGCACUUACUGUGCAGACGCAUGGCUCCAAUUUGACCAGCAUGGCCAAGUUGAAGAGCAUGGCGCAUUUGUUUUUUACAUUCAUUGGGUGGACAAGGGAGAGAUCAGGGACAGAUUCUGUCCACAGUCCAACUGGACAUACUUUACAAGCACAUCAUUCUUAAUUGAACACACUGUUGCCACUGUUUCAAUGUGGUGCAAAUCAGAAAACAUCUUCAGCAUGUAUCAUGACCUGAUUGGCUAAACCAUGGGCAUACAUACCUUAGACCUAGAUGGUUGCUGAAACAGGUCUGGUCCUGACACAAGAGAGCUAUGCAAGGUGAGAGCCAUAUCUGUUCCAUCCCUGCUAAGGGCAUUUGUUUAGGUUUAGCUCAUUUCAUUUUGAAUAUGUGCGUGUCUCAUUAAGGUUUGUUUUUUAUUAUGUGUAAAACUGAAAAAAGGAUGUGGAAAGCUGAACUGUGCUGAGUAACAAAAUGAAAGAUUUGACUUGGCAAUCUGAAGCUUCAUUAUUAGCGGACCAACAGCUUGUUUCUGCUGGCACAACAAUACAAAUAUUUUUUUUUUUAUGAAAUGACAAAUUGAUAAUUCAAAGGUUUAUGCCUGUUUGAAACAUAUCUAUAUGUGUCCAAAUGUCUUAUUAGCAUUUGUAUUACAAAAUUUAUAUUUUGAGAUAUCCGUCAUGUUCUGGACAUAUGUUGUGUUUAUGUUUACAAAUUUGGUUUUGGAAAAUACCAUUAGAGAAUUGAGAGAGAAACACAUUGAGAUACAAGUUUGAAAUCACAUUUUAGGUCAAUCCAAUUAUUGUGAGGCCAGAUUAAUGACUUAAUUCAAAUAUAUGUAAAUGUAUGUAUUUGUUUGUUUAACAGUGAUUUUUUGUGGAGGUUUGGACAGCACAACUGAACACUUUGAGGGUCGCCAUGUGUCGGCCUAACUACACGAAUGCUCCAAAAGCAUAACAGAGAGAUUUCUUAUGUCUGAAUCCAAAUCUAGAGGACACUAUUUCUUUAAAUAAACAUUAACAUAAACAUUAGCAAAGAAAAGCUAAUGCAACAUUCACUUUAUAAGAGCUCUUAUUUUCCUAACUGAAUGUCUGCCCAGGCCAUUGUCUAGAAACUGGGCACCUUUUGUAAUAUUUCAUGCAAAAAUGUUUGAAAAUAGACUAUAUGUAGCAAAUAAUUUCUUCCACUCUCACAAGAACAGUGCAAGUUGGUUUCAGAGUUCUGGCCCACUUGUUGUAAUGUAGUCAUUUUUGACUGUAUGGUUUCCUGAUUGUCUGGCCUGGAUUGUCUGAUUGUCAUGUUUGCACAACAAUUUAAAUAUGAUAUGCAAUACCAUCACCAUUACUAAUGUGGAAUAAUCAGCUAUUAUUCAUUAAUGAAUAAUUGAAACAUUCAUAUGCUACAGUUGUGAUGAAUAUUAAAAUGUCCUAUUUUCCAACCGAGAGGCUACUAUUCCAGAGAAAAUCUUCUCUGUCCACACAGCAAAGAAAAGAAGAAAAAGAGAGAAUAAAUUGUAUAUGUACAGUCUUGACUUGAGUGUAUAAUUUCAUUGUUCUUAUGGUAUUGAUUCCAUGUUGUUUAUAUUUUU